Molecule: messenger RNA, 2529 nt
Organism: Rattus rattus (black rat)
Lineage: Eukaryota; Metazoa; Chordata; Mammalia; Rodentia; Muridae
Product: chorion-specific transcription factor GCMa-like
Exons: 2
Biological process (GO): gliogenesis; cell differentiation involved in embryonic placenta development; regulation of transcription by RNA polymerase II
Cellular component (GO): nucleus
Molecular function (GO): DNA-binding transcription activator activity, RNA polymerase II-specific; RNA polymerase II cis-regulatory region sequence-specific DNA binding
Source: RefSeq, a predicted model, not a curated record
UGUGGCUAUACAACAGUGGAUGGCUCACAGUGGAUAGGCCAAGAAUUCAGUAGUUGUUAAAUGCCAUGAGACUGGAUGUCCAGCCAUCUCAAUCUGUUACAGGAGUCCUGAAGAUUCCUAGAGAGCUUCUGGUCAUCAGACCACAUUGGCACUCUGGAACAAUAGGUUCUAAUAUAAUAGUUAGGUGUGCCUUAACAACAGGAUAGAUGAACUUGCCAUUGGGAGUAAAAGCAAGUGGGUAAAAGUUGUUUCCUUCUUCUUUACUUGUUUUUUAAAAAGAGAUUAAUAUAAUUACAUUUUUCUCUUCCUAUCCCUUUCUUCAGUCAACUCCUUUCAUGUAACUCUUCCCAUUCUCCUGCAAAUUCAUGACCUCUUUUUUUCUUUGUUAUUGCAUGCAUAUAGGAAGUUACUAAAUAUAAACUAUUAUUCCAUAUAAUAUUACUUGUAUGUAUGUUUUCAGGGAUGACCAUUUGGCACUGGCCAACUAACUUGUAUGAUCUUCCCUGUGAAGGACUGCCCAUCCUAUUCCCAGCAUUCCUUGUUUGUCUAUACUUCUUUGUGUACAGCUGAGGCCACUAGAAGGUGUUGCCCAGAUUUAGGGAAUUUCUCCUCAUCUAACAUAAUACAGUCAGGAAAAUCCUUCAUAAGGGUGCCAUUUAGAUGAUUCCAGAUAUAGCCAAGUUAGGAACCAUGAUGAGACAUAAGUGUUUGUACAAUGGAAUUCAUCCUUUACAGUUUUGUCAUAAUAAUGAUAUAUCAUGUCCCAGUCAGUCUAUUGAUCUAAGAAUAAUGAGAGAUGUGAGCAACAGACAUGAACACAAUGUAUAACUUGAAAAACAAUUAAGAGCUUUGAUCAUUUCAUUCCAGACAGCCCACUGUGUGAACUGACGGACACACAGGGUAUCCUAGUAGCUCUUACAGCAUUAUCUAGUUACAGCUGACAUAGAGGUUUAUGUCUGAACUUCUGUGUGACAAACUCAAAACAUUCACAAACAUAUGACUAAAGACACUGCAAGGUGAGAUACUGCAUAAUAGCUAAGUGAUACUCAUAAAUUAAUUUCCUUACAUUGAAAAAGUAAUACAUUUAGAAAACUACAAAAUAAUGUUCAAAAACAGAUUAUUUGCAAAAGGAGAAAACCAUGGAUCAGUGAGAUUUGACUGUUAAUGAAACUCGUAACUGAUACCAUGGUAACAAGAUUAAUCAAAGCAUCAAUGAAGAGAGAAACAAUUUAAGGACAUAAAAUGUAAAGACGCACUUCUAUUUACGAAAGGGGGAAUAGAAAGAUGCAUAACCUUAGAGAAAAAGGUAUGAGGAAAGGGGAAUGCUAUAAUUACAUUACUGUACUGUCGCAGAAUAAAAGAUACAUUAAGACUUGUAUGACACCUGGACAAGAGGCUGAACGACAAGGAGGGACUCAGGCCUCAGGAGCACUGAAGAUGGAAAGGCUUUGAAAAAUAAGCCUUCAGCUGCUCUCGUGGACAGAGUUCUGAGACUGCGAGCUCUCGAGACAUCUCUGACGAUUUGAGAAGAGUCUGUGUUGAGCCGACCUCAUCAUGGAACUGGACGACUGUGAUCCUGAAGACAAAGAGAUACUGAGCUGGGAUAUUAACGACAUGAAGCUGCCUCAGAAUGUGAAGAAGACAGACUGGUUCCAGGAGUGGCCAGACUCCUAUGUGAAACACAUCUACAGCUCAGACGACAGGAGCGCACAGCACCAUCUGAGCAGCUGGGCCAUGCGCAACAGCAACAACCACAACUCCCAGAUCCUCAAGAAGUCAUGCCUGGGGGUAGUGGUGUGCAGCAGGAACUGUUCCACGGAGGAAGGCCGCAAGAUUUACCCGAGACCCGCCAUCUGUGACAAAGCCAGGCAGAAGCAGCAGAGGAAAAGCUGUCCCAACUGCAAUGGACCCCUGAAACUAAUUCCCUGCAGAGGCCAUGGCGGCUUCCCGGUCACCAACUUCUAGAGUCAUGACAGACGCUUCAUCUUUUUCCAGUCCAAAGGAGAGCACGAUCAUCCCACGCCGGAGACCAAUCUAGAAGCAGAGACAAGAAGAGCCGUGAAGAAAGUGCACAUGGCCUCUGCCUCCAGCUCCUUACGGAUGAAGGGGAGACCAGAAAUGAAGGGUCUUCCAGGUGAAAUCCCGAGUCAGGGAAGUUUACCUUUAACUGGGUCAUUCCAGGAAGGCGUCCAACUGCCCAGCGGUUAUAGCACACCUUUAAUAGCUAACGCUCCCCAGCAGAACUCCCUGAAUGAUUGCCUGUCCUUCCCCAAGAGUUAUGACUUGGGGGGAACCACUGAGGAGACAGAGGCAAAAUGCUCAGCGGACACGAAAGAAAAGAAGGAUACGAGCAUAAGGAACCUAAGAAACAGCAUGAAGUUCUCCAAGGACAAGGAGACGUGUGGAGAUAGAGAAUGGAAGAACGGCCGAGGAUACAGCCUGCCGGAGCUCGGCAUCGUGCUGUGCAGGUUGCAUUGUGUCCUGCAGGAAACCUAUCAGAAAAUGCUCUUAAACACAAACGCGAGGUGA